UCCAUUUAUAAAACAAAAUACAAUUAAUGUCUGUUAAUUUGACGUUCAAUAAAAUUUGUUAAUAACAAAAAAGCUAUUAUUACUCAAAUGUUUAAAUGCUUUUCCUAAACUUCUCCAAAUGAUUCCCAAAUUAUAUAAAAAAGAAUUAAAAACGUUCAAUUCGUCUGCUAACUUGACGGUGGUUGUAUUCCCACCAUGGUCUACACCAGGUCCAUCUGGUCCAUCGGCCAGUGUCUGACGGCGGGAACCAUAUUGAUUUUUCGCGAUGAUCGCCGAUGCCGCUGCUAGCUGCUACGGGCGCCACGGGCGGUGGUGCGCGGGCAGUUACGUGAUAGAUGGGUGAUGCUGAUGCCAUCAUUUUGCCAUCCCAUGCCAUAGCCAUCCUCCGCUGCUGCUGGUGGUGGCCGCCGUUUGCACGCUCUUGACGCCGUGCCCUAACGUAGGGGGGGGAGGGGGUGCGUGCUCGACGAGAACACUCGCGUGUCAAAGUCCCGUGGUGUGAUCCUGGUGGUGAUAUCGCGUGGUGGCCGUGCCCCCGUGACGUAGGCGUGGCGUUGUAAGACGAUGCCGUCGGAGCUCCGGCUUUGGCACCACCGCGGCCGCAACAUUUCCAUGGAAACGUAGAUGCGCGGCCUGGUGCGUGUGUGUUGUGUGUAUGUGCGUGUGUGUGCCGUAGGUGUGCAGCGCGCGUGGUGCGGGAGUGCCGGGAGCGCGAGCAUCAGCAGCAGCACCUCCGUAUGUUCGUUUCUCGUUCCCCGCACUAGUUCUCCGUCGACGCGCGCAGUGCUCUCCGCGUGAUGUCGCCCGUCCGCGAUUCGUCUGCCGCGCGCGGUUAGGUUAACCUCGCCGCGCGUUCGCGCCCAGUCGACGACGAAGAGAAGGAGGAGGAGAACACAGCCGUCGUCGCCCGUGCCUCGUGACUGGAUUAAGAGGCAGUACGGAGGACUCAAGUUUAAUCGAAGAGCCCGAAGAGCGAUCUUAGUGCUCGCAUGUCGUUGCCAUUAGAUUUUGUACAAUGAGCAGUUGGACAGAGAGAAUGCAUCGACGCGCUGCUACGUUAGGAAAUGUUGUAACCAGUUGCGGACAUCCCUCCUCAGAGCCUCCGCACCCAAGACGUCUGGAGAAGGUCAAGUUUGGUGCACCCUUGAACGAAGUAUGCAAGAAUGAUAUUCCUGGCCCAUUACUGGUUCUUAUAUUGAAAUUGAACAAGGAAGCUCCGCACAGAAAAGAUAUCUUUCGGGCGCCUGGCCAUCAAGGUAACAUGAAAAAACUAGUGCACUUCCUGCAGACCGGACACCUGGUUAACAUGGACAAUUUUAGCGUUUACACGAUAGCCAGCGUUCUGAAGAAGUUCUUGCGUAAGAUACCCGGUGGUAUAUUCGGCAAGGAAGCGGAGCAACAACUGUUUGCCAUAAUCCAACUAGAUAGUGUAGAACAACAACGGGACCAGAUACACAGAUUAAUUACCUCGAUGCCAAUAUACACUCAACGGUUACUGGUGCUGUUGUUUGGAACAUUCAGAGUAGUAGCGGUGAAUUGCGAGCGGGCGCACACGGGGAUGACCAGUGAAGCUCUAGGGGUGUCCGUGGCACCGUCGUUUUUUCACAGUUGCGUCAGCGACGGCAAGACGGCCAAGAUGGAGGAUGUUCUCAGAUUUAAGAUUGCCACACGUAUUACCAAGUUUAUGAUAGACAAUUUUGGCGUUUCUAAUCUAUUCGGAAGGGACAAUUACGAGUAUUAUGCGCGCAUAACUGGUCGGAUAUUGAAGGUGGAGGAAGAUUGGAUCUUCAGUUUCCGAUAUCCGCCAGAUACUCUAGUAUCGAGACAACUGUCGCUGGAGGCCGAAAAGUCGUGGUUGCAAUACGAAUGCGAAAAAUGGGGAUUAAAGUUCAAUUUAGAAUGUAUGUCUCACCAAGAAGAGUCGCAAUCAACUCCGGCAUUGAUUCACGUACCGGAAACUGUGAAUCUCGCGUCUUCAUUAGGCAUGAUCCCGGAGAACACCUUGCUAGAGAGUUAUACGCGCCUCUCGGUUAGCUUAGAAGAAAACGGUUUGUUUCAGAUGCCCAGUCGUUCAUCGAGUAAUGGCAGUCAGCAUUCUAAGCGCGGAAUGGCGGGGAUGACGCUGGAGGAGCUUCGCGCGGUGAAUCGUUACGCCGAGAGCACCAAGAGUCUUAGUUAUCUCCCACAGGUUCACGAGAGGCAGGCCGCACGGAUGCGAACUAGAUCUGAAUGGUUUCUCACGCCCAUAGUUGCUACGGACAGCGAUCCCACGGCGAUACACAUUUUACGUGGUUCCAAUCGGUCUUCUUCUGGCAAUAUCGCCACGGGUUUGAGCGCCAGCGCGGAAUCGGUGAAGCGGCCGAGUCUUCGAAGAACAGCUUCCAGGGAGAAGCAACGCUGGCAUCGCAACUCGUCCCGUCGCAAUAAGGAGAACGGUACUAAAGGAGCUGGCCGCUCGGCGACUGCAGCAGCGGCAGCGGCAGUAGUGACGGAGGCAUCUAAAUCGCGUUCCUUGGAGACAAUUAAGACCGUGAAGAUUGUGCGCGUAAUGGCGGCCGAUCAGCAACAGCAACCGCAGCUGAUGGCAACCGAAAAGAUGUUGGCCAGCAGUCAGAACGAGAUCUUUGAGGAGCACGCGAGCAAGGAGACGCGCGUGCCAUCGCGCGCCAGCGGUGACGGUGUCAUCGGGCCGCAGGAUUGCACGGAGAUGGACGUGAAAACAUUCCACGUCACUCUCACGUACAAGCCACGGAUAUAAACACAAUUUUUUUUAUUUUUUUUAAAUAUUUUAUUAUCAGUUUUCUCUCUCUCUCUCUCUCUUUCUCUUUCUUUCACGCUUUUUUUUUUAAAAUGUCGGAACGGUAUUAUCUCUCUCGCGUGAAAUACGUACGUUUGUUGUUACCCUAAAUAUUAUACAUAUAGGCAUAUGAACUCUUGGAUGAUAAUUUUAUCCUAACGUCGACGCUUAGGAAUAUAUCAAGUUUAUCUCGUUCGAAUAUAUAUGAUCUUUUUUUCUUUGUUUUUUUUAAAUUGUAAUACUGAUACUCAUAGGAGUAUCGUACACACGGAAUAUCUUUCUCGCGUAAAAUUACGUAUAUAAACACAAAUUUAUUUAUUUUCGCCAUAUAGUAAUUCAAAUAUUCAUUAUUCGUCGUUUUAAGGGAUAGUCGCGAAAUUUUAUCGUUUUUCCAUGUAAUCGAUCGAUCGUUCAUUUAUUGAUCGAGUUACACUGAUGGAAGGAUGGGUUGCACGAGAACACGAGCUCUUGAUUUAUUAUUCCAUUGAAUGUGCCGGUUUAAUUUCGGUCAUUCCCGCAUAACAGACACUGUAUCGUGGCAUUCCAGACGCAUUUACUCUUGCCCCCCGUCCCGCGAUAUUUUAACGAACUUCCCUUCGCGUUUUCUACGUACUCGAUAAUUUUCGACUGAUCGAGACGAAAUCUUCACGCGAAUCGUAUCCACCGCCACUUGUGUGUAUUUAUUCCAAUAUUCUACUUUAGAAAUACGACUUAUAGACACUCAAGAACUUAUCCCAUCGAUCAAUCAUCGCGUGACUAACAGCGUAAUACGUAUACACAGUGUUCCACGACGUGUCUUUGACCUGUGAAUACACUCUUGACUCUCGUAAAUUUCUUCUUUAAUAAAAAACGCGCGAUAUUCUUUAGGAAUUGCAUGCGAAGAUGAAUCACGCGCAAGCUAAACUUUAAGUUCGCGAUUAGACAAUAAGAUCUUAUUCUCUACGUUUAAAUGGAAAUGGAUCUUUAAUUAAAAAAAAAUUAUUUAAGACAUGGAGAUAAAAAUGAUAAAAAUCAUAACGUGUGAAAGAAGUUAAUAUUCAAUGAAACAUUUUUUCAUAAGAAGAGCUCAUAAACGCAGCUUAUUAGACACGUCAUGCAGGAUGUUGUGUGUCAAAAAAGAGGAUUCGAUAGAUUUUGGUAUUUACGCGAGUUCUCUUUCGUCGGCGACGCGUUAACGAUCGCAGUUGCUAAUAUAUAUACAUAUAUACGCACCGUCACGGUUGUUACAUGCCAAAUUAGUAGUACAUGAUAAGCUAUACUUGUAAGACAUCGAUUAUAGAAACGUUAUGGUCGUAUUGUCGCGUGUUACGUUACAAAAAUCGUUAAUAACUAGGGCAGGACGAGUUGACAGAAACAUUUUUUAAGCGCUGCACUUUGGAUUCAAAGACACUCAAGAAAAGGUAUGUAGAGUAUAUGAUCAAUUGGAGGGCGCGAAUGGUUAAUUCUAUUAUUUAAUUAUAUUUAUAAUCAAUUAAUCAAUUUCUAUGUAAAUAUUAAAGUUGACGAAUUUUAUGUAGUAUUAGAAAUAAGAACCACCUAAGCUGAGUUCUACAUAUUUUUAUUUUCUAUCUCCGAAUGCGAGGGGAGAGAUGUUUAAAGAAUUUGCGUCUGUCAACUCGUUCUGUGUACAGAAUGAACUACCGUAUAAGACGCUGCUUGAUAUUACUUUCAUCUGAAGCAAACAACUAUGAAACGAGAGAUAUUUAUCAUCAUAAAUACGUAAGAAGAAAAAGGAAAAGAACGGUAUACAUAUAACGACAUGUUACACAACGAAAGUGUUUCAAAUAAAAGUAUAUGUAGCGUAAACGAGAUGGGAAUCGUGCGCGGCGGACUUUCCGAGAGAUGGCGAUCGAAUAAACCAAUCGCGCGACCGAUCUCAAAGGGAUUAGCGAUAAAUAUGGUAAUAUUACGGAGAAAUAUACAGAAAUAUGAGCGGUUGUGACGGAGACGGAUUCGUUUGGGUCUUCUCUGUCUCUCGCAACCGCAGAGCCAUUUUCAAGCCGUCUUAAACCCACGUUCGUCGAUAAUUAUUUAAAAAAUAUACAUACAUUAAAAUUGUGUAUAAUAUGGUGACGCGUAUAAAGCCAUGGAGAUUUUGCAAUGAGCGUACGAUUUCUAUUAAAAGGAGAAAAAGUGGGAGGUGAAUGAAUUUAAGAUGGUUCGGAGAUGGGCUGUUCAAUCACUUCUCCCGCGAAGGCCAUUACGCAAAUUAAUUAAUAUAUUUAUAAUUAAAACGUAUAUAACGUGUAAAUAUUGAAUACCAAAAAUGUAAAGUUAUUAUAUAUAUUGGACGUAAUAUAUAUACACAUAUUAUAUAUAUACAUAUAUAUAUAAUAUAUAUGCAAAUGUAAAACGCGUGAAAGUAUGCAUGUAUGAUCGUGUUGAAUGUUCGCCGCAUCGAAUCGUCGGUUAAAUGUACUCGAUGUGUCAUUUUGCAACUGGAGGGAUGACGGCGGGGGGGAGGAGAGGACGAGAAGGAGGGAGCCGCGGCCCGCGCGUAGUGGAUUCAGGUGCCGCCGAGCAGAGGGAAGAAGACGCAGGCCCAGACGAGAAGACACGCGAUUAGGAAUAGCAGCAGCCUCGUGCGAAAGCUGUCCCAGCCGACCACGAUCACCCUCGGUGGCGCGCGUCUUUCCGUCGCCGCGGAGAACUAAAAGAAACACGCACAAUCGCACAGUCGCACUCGUCUGACGGGGAAAGGAAAAAAAAAAAAGAAGCGCAUACGUAAAUGGGAAAUGAACAAAAAAAUAGAUCACACGUUGUCGCCCGGUUGCUCCUCCUCGUUCUCGUCGUCAUCAUCGUCAUUGUCAUCGUGGUCAUCCCGCAAUUUCCACGCGCUCGGAUGCUGUCGCAUCGGGUCCGUCUCUCGAUCCCGCGUGUUCGUCGACGACGUCUGCAGUUGCUGCUGCGACCGCGACUGUGGCUGCGGUUGUGGCUGCUGCGACUGCGGCUGCAGCUGCGGUUGUAGCUGCAGCUGCGAUUGCGGCUGUGGUUGAGACUGCUGGCUACCGAUCGUUUCGAGUCGCCUUUCGUUCUUGACAACGUCGUCGUCGUCUACCGCGGAUCGCGAUUCGCCGAGCCCGUUGCCGUGUGGUUGUCUCGCGAGAUACAUGCUCGAUUAUGCGCGCGCAGUCAUAUUUUUUUACCAACGACAAUUUCAUCCCGUAAGAGAGAAGGGAACUUGUUUUCGUUUACAGAGAGCGAGAGGAGAGAGAGAGAGAGAGAGAGAGAAAAAAAUUCUUUUUUCCAAAAUGCGAAGUGUCUGUGUAACUCUCUCGUGGUCCAUGACAUCUAAAUUGAUCUAAUUUAUUCCCCCUUCUCUCCUACGUCACUACGAUCAUAUUUUGAGAUCCUCGCCUAUUACAAUCCCGGCCAAAAAAGAAAGAAAA
Monomorium pharaonis (pharaoh ant) is the source of this 6186-nucleotide messenger RNA. RefSeq lists its product as uncharacterized. Gene Ontology annotation, molecular function: GTPase activator activity. Gene Ontology annotation, biological process: signal transduction. Bases 1016 to 2758 code for a protein of 580 amino acids. The record is from RefSeq and is a predicted model, not a curated record. Lineage: Eukaryota; Metazoa; Arthropoda; Insecta; Hymenoptera; Formicidae. The transcript has 11 exons.